This is a messenger RNA of Phoenix dactylifera (date palm), 2678 nucleotides long. The record is from RefSeq and is a predicted model, not a curated record. NCBI's taxonomy places the organism in Eukaryota, Viridiplantae, Streptophyta, Magnoliopsida, Arecales, Arecaceae.
AAAGUGCCGGUGCGGCACUUCGUGCGGCACUUCGAAAAUGCCGCGCUGUGGCUCACAGUGGCACUUUUCAAAGUGCCACAGUGCCUCAAACCCUCAACGGUUGGCUAUAAAAGCCGACCGAAUGCUGAAGCGAAAUCCAUCAGCUUAGGUGAAGUAUUUUGCAGAGAGAAAGGAGGAGGAAAAGAAGAGAAAGGCAAAGACAGGCAUGAAAAAAAAUUAGAAAGGUCGGAGAGCGUCGUUUUUCUUGAAGAAAAAUCCAGCAAAAACUAAAUAAGGUAAAAUUUCUUUCCCCUACAUUGUUUUUUUAAUAUUUCAUUUAAAUUGCUUAAAAAAAUUAAGUCAAAAAUUGCCAAAAAAUAGGAAAUGAUUCAAUGAUUCUAUUUCGUCUUGAAUUUUUUAUAUGUUGUCGAUAUAUGGACGAUGUUAAUGGUGACAUUAACUUUUGUUUUUACAGAAUUUAUAUAAUUUAAAAUUUAAUUAAAAAAUUUAAACAUUAAUUUUUAAUUGCAAAAAAAUAGAAAUUGAAAAAAUUUAAUGUGGUUGUAGGAAUGGAGCCGUCAAGGAAAGGGCAACCCCAAGAGCGUAAUAUUGGCUGGGAGCAUGGGAAGAUGCUCGGUGAACGGCACCAGUUUCAGUGCAAUUAUUGCCACAAGUGCUUCAAAGGAGGAGGAGUAACCAGAUUAAAGCAGCACUUAGCCGGUAAUUCUCGUGAGAUAUCUGCAUGCUCGGAGUGCCCAUCGAGCAUCCGUCAGCUGAUGAGGAAAAACCUCGUUGAGAUCAAAGCAGCCAAGGAGAGAGCUGCUAAGCAGAAAGCGGAGGUGGAACGCCAAGCUGCAGAAGCACCUUCCUAUCACUUGAUGGAGUCACAGGAGGUCGAGGGUCCAGAUGAGGAGGCACAGAUCCAGGCUGCCAUGCGGGCGAGUCUGGAUGAUCGGUGGCAGCAGGAGGAGGUGGCGAGGCAUCGGGCUCGAUUUGGGCCCUCGUUUUUCGAGUCGGGCGUCGGUUCUGGUGGAAGCAGACAAGAUCCAGAGUUUCAAAGGACAACCUCAGUCAGGGAGGGCGAGGGCAGAGGACGUAGCCGGAUUGCAUCUAUCCUGGGUGGUUUUGGUGGCCGAAAGAAGUCUUCCGGAGGGAUUCCACCAGGUGCGUCAAUCCAUGAUGUAGAUCCGCAUGCCUUCCCCAGGAGAGAUUCGAAGCAGCAAAGGAUAGACACAAUGUGGAAGAAGGAGAAGAAGAAGGAUAUGUGGCGAGCUAUUGGAUCCUGGUUCCACUUCAGCCACAUUCCAGCGAAUGCUGCAGACAAUACAUACUACAAGUCUGCCAUUUCUGCCAUACAGUCUGCCGGUCCCGGUGUCGAUCCUCCAGGCCCGAGGGACAUCUACGGUGAGCUUCUUGACAACAAUAAGGAGGAGCUAGAGAAUUGGAUUGGCUCAUAUAAGAGCAAGUGGCCCACAUAUGGGCUCACUCUGAUGUGUGAUGGUUGGACCGGUCCGACAAAGCGGGCCAUCAUCAACUUUCUGACAUACUGUGAUACGAAGACCUUCUUCCACAAGUCAGUUGAUGCUUCAGAUAAGGUGCACAACGCCUCAUACAUCCUCAGACUUAUGGAGGAGGUGAUUGAUCAGAUUGGAGAGGAGAAUAUCGUGCAGGUCGUCACUGAUAACGGGCCGCAAUAUAAGUUGGCCGGGCAGGUCUUGAUGGAGCGGCGACCACAAAUUUUCUGGACCCCAUGUGCUGCACAUUGCAUCGACCUCAUCCUGAUGGACAUUGGAAAGAUCCGUAGGGUGCAACAUACGGUGGAGAUAGCCCAACGCAUCACCAGGUAUAUUUAUAGCCAUACUUGGGUUCUUUCAUUAAUGAAAAAGUAUGCAGGGGGAGAAAUUUUUAGACCAGGAGUCACACGGUUUGCUACGAAUUACAUUGCACUUGAUAGCCUUAUCGAGAAGAAAGGAGCCCUACGUCAGAUGUUUGUCAGUCCCGAGUGGCAGGAAAGUAGAUAUGCCCAGGCCGGCACUGAAGGAAGCAGAAUGGAAGACUUGGUAAACAGGCAGUCAUUCUGGCAGCGGGCCAAUGCGAUAGUCAAGGCUAUCAAACCAUUAUAUCAAGUGCUGCGGGCCGUGGAUAGCGAGAGGUACCUCCAGAUGGGCUUUUUGUAUCACAUGAUGGAGAAGACAAAGGCUCAGAUCAUGGAGGCAGAUGUAGCCCAUGCCCAGGAGUACAUCGACAUCAUUGAGCAGCGGUGGGGAGCCCAGAUGGGUAGGAAAUUGUAUCUAGCAGGUAAGCGAUAAUAUUGAUAAUUAUACUGAUUGAUAUAUUUGUAUAAUUAUACUAAGAUGGUGUCAUCUAUGUGCAGCAUACUAUCUGAAUCCCCGGUUUCAGUACGAGAGUGGAAUUGGUAUGGAUGAUGAACUUCUUCAUGCUCUGCGUAAUGUUAUUUAUAAGAUGGAGCCUGAUCCAGAAGUCGCCGCGUCAUGUAUAGAAGAGACCAAAUUAUUUAGAGAGGGCAGCCAUAGCUUUGGACAGCGACCAGCUGUCGUGAGCAAGACAACUAUGAAUCCAGGUACAAUACAAAUCUGCAAGACACCUCUGCAUCUGAAUUAUCUUCAACUAUGAGGCCAUCAUAUAUGUAAAAUGUAAUUAUCUUCAAUAUUUUUGCAGCUGAAUGGUGGAUUCAUUUU